Molecule: messenger RNA, 1511 nt
Organism: Malania oleifera
Lineage: Eukaryota; Viridiplantae; Streptophyta; Magnoliopsida; Santalales; Ximeniaceae
Product: probable aspartic proteinase GIP2
Exons: 1
Coding region: 67-1317 (416 amino acids)
Biological process (GO): proteolysis
Molecular function (GO): aspartic-type endopeptidase activity
Source: RefSeq, a predicted model, not a curated record
GGCGCCCCACCGCCCCUGUCAAGUAUAAACCACCUUCACCUCUCUCUCUCUCUCUCUCUCUCAUCAAUGGCUUCCCUUCUUGAAAUCCUUCUUUUCAUCUCUCUCGUUUUGGUCUUCAUUGCCCAAAAUUCCCACUCUGCAGGCUCCGCCGUCGUUCUUUCCGUCACCAAACACGCUCCUUCUCUCCAGUAUGUGACCCGGAUCCACCACGGCACCCCUCUCGCUUCUACCCCCAUGGUGCUCCACCUCGGCGGUCCGUUCCUCUGGCUCGACUGUGCCUCCGCCGGCGCUUCCCCUUCCCGCCGCCCCGUCCCCUGCCGCUCCCUCCACUGCUCCACCGCUGAAGCACACCAGUGCGGCACUGUUCUUAAUCGAUAUGGCUUCAAACUCUCGACGACAUGCCGACUCAACCCGGAAAACCCCCUAACUCGGACGGCCCGACCGGGCGAGCUGGCCCGAGACGCCAUAGCCGUCCGAUCCGUUGAUCCGUCUGGCACUGACUCGAUCCUGGCCGUCCAAUAUGAUGACUUCCUCUUUUCCUGCGCACCCACGUUUCUUCUGAAAGGCCUCGCGAGUGGAGCUAAAGGAAUGUUAGGCCUCGGAAGGACUCGAAUCGCUCUGCCGUCGCAGCUUAGCGCCGCUUUGGGCUUACGCCGGAAAUUUGCCGUCUGCUUGUCGCCGUCGGAGGGGGUCAUACUCGCCGGCCAGGCACCCGAUCAUCGUUCCCUAUGGAAUUCGCUAGUGUACACGCCUCUUAUCGCUACCCAAUCGGAAGAAUACUCCGUCACUGUCAAAUCCAUCGCCGUAAACGGCAAGAAAUUAUCGAUUAAUUCCACGUUACUGUCGUCCCCCAAAGGAGGGAUUAGGAUCAGCACGGUGGUUCCGUACACGCUCAUGGAGAGCUCGAUCUACGAGGUGUUCGUCGCGGCUUUCGCAAAUGAUGCUGUUUCGGCUAUGAACCUGACGAGGGUGGCGGCGGUGGCGCCUUUCGGGGUGUGUUUUAGUUCGGAAGGCGUCGGGAGGACGGCGGCGGGUCCGGCAGUUGCGGUGAUUGAUCUGUUGUUGCAGAGCGAGAUGGUGAGGUGGAGGAUUUACGGGAGGAAUUCGAUGGUGGAGGUGGGUGGGGGAGCGAUGUGCUUGGGGUUCUUGGAUGGCGGUUCGGAUCUCGGGUCCGCUGUGAUUCUUGGUGGGCACCAAUUGGAAGAAAAUCUUCUGGACUUCGAUUUGGAAAAUUCUAUGCUAGGGUUUAGUUCUAUGUUGGCGAGGGAAACCUCAUGCUCUAAGUUGAGACACAAAAUCAUGGACGAGUCCCUGUAAAUAUGGAGUCAUUCUCCUUCCUUUGUUUUUGACCUUGUGGAUUUUGCCGUGUAUAACACUUGUGAAUUGGGAUACGAGUCCUAUGACCUGAUGUUUAGUAGCUCCUUGCAAAUUUGUUUUGAGAAUUGGGCAUGGGCAUGCAUCAUGUUGUAAAAUAUUUUUUUUCCCCAUUAAAUGCUUAUUGAAAUUGCAGA